Arachis stenosperma is the source of this 1627-nucleotide messenger RNA. Its product is annotated as wax ester synthase/diacylglycerol acyltransferase 4-like. Gene Ontology annotation, biological process: triglyceride biosynthetic process. The record is from RefSeq and is a predicted model, not a curated record. Lineage: Eukaryota; Viridiplantae; Streptophyta; Magnoliopsida; Fabales; Fabaceae. Gene Ontology annotation, cellular component: plasma membrane. Gene Ontology annotation, molecular function: diacylglycerol O-acyltransferase activity; long-chain-alcohol O-fatty-acyltransferase activity. The transcript is spliced from 5 exons. Bases 58 to 1479 code for a protein of 473 amino acids.
AGCAGCAUAUAAUAAAGUGGUCUUAAUUUGGAAAAGUAAUUAAGUAUUAUUAUUGUUAUGGAAUAUCAUGAAAUAAUAGAGGAGGGAGUAGAACCAGUUAGUCCUGUGGGACAAUAUUUCAACAGCUCUGCACUAUGCAUAUACAUUAUUGGAGUUAUAGAAUUUGAAGUUCCAAUUCAUGGUUUGCUAAUGCAGGCUAUGUCUCUUCUCAAACAUGUUUUUCUUCCCAUCAAUCCACGCUUCUCCUCCAUCAUGGUGCAAGACAAAAAAGGAGAGAAAAGAUGGAAGAAAGUUGAUGUAAACUUGAAAGAACAUGUGAGAACCCCAAUAUUCCCAAAAACACUAGAAUCAAAUGACAAGUGGUUUGAAGAUUACUUAUCAAGAAUAUCAAUGGAGGAAUUACCACAAAGCAAGCCCUUAUGGGAAGUUCACAUAGUGAAUAGCCCGACAAGUGAUGCAAAUGGGAGUGUGAUAUUCAAGCUUCACCAUGCACUUGGAGAUGGCUACUCUCUAAUGGGUGCACUUCUCUCAUGUCUUCAAAGAGCUGAUGACCCUUCUCUUCCUUUGUCUUUUCCAACUCUCAAGCCUUCAAAGCAAGAAUCUAAGUCCACCAAGGGAAUUUGUUCAAGCUUUUCUUGGUUGGUGUCUUCGGCAUUUUACACCGUGGCAGAUUUUGGAUGGAGCAUGUUGAAGAGUAGCAUCAUUAAUGAUGAAAAGACACCAAUUAGAUCUGGGAAUGUUGGUGUUGAGUUUCAACCGAUUUCUAUAUCAACCAUGGCUUUCUCUAUCAAUCAAGUCUCGGAUAUCAAGUCUAGGCUUGGAGUGACAAUAAACGAUGUAGUAACUGGAAUAGUGUUCUAUGGGACAAGAUUGUAUAUGGAACAAAUGAACUCCAAAUCAAAGACAGCAGAAUCCACUGCAUUGGUGUUACUGAAUACAAGAAACAUUGAAGGAUACCAAUCAAUCAAUGAUAUGCUCAACACCAAAGCCAAGGGUCCUUGGGGCAACAAAAUUUCCUUCUUGCAUGUUCCUAUUCCCAAAUUAAAACAAAGUAGAACCUCAAAUCCUUUAGAGUUUAUUUGGGAAGCACAUAACAUAAUCAAGAGAAAGAAACAAUCUUUAGCUGUUCCUCUUACCGGCACACUAUUGGAAAUGGAGGGUAAAUUCAGAGGGCAAGAGGCAGUAGCUAAACACAUUUAUGGGACAUUAUCAAAUUCAAGUGCGGUUAUUUCAAACUUAGUUGGACCACUACAACAAAUGGCUUUAGCUAAUCAUCCUGUCAAAGGCUUGUAUUUUACUCUCGCUGGUGGACCUGAGAGUCUUGUCAUUUCAAUUAUGAGUUAUAUGGGAGUGCUAAGAGUUACCUUCAAGACCGAAAAAGAUUUUAUAGAUGAACAAAAAUUGAAGUCAUGCAUGCAAAGUGCAUUUCAGAAGAUACUCAAAGCAGCAAAGGAAAUUCCUGACAAAACCAGAUAUUAAUGAGUUCGUGAGAAUGAAGGUUAUUAAAAUUUCUUGUAUUUAGUUAGAAUUAUUGGAAUUAUUUGUUAUGUCGCCUUAAUUAUUUUAUUACUCCGUACAUGAGUUGAAAAUUAGUAAAAAGAAAAGCCCACUCUUAAUAUAAUGUUUA